GUUAGUUAAAAAGCUAUGAACAUCUUGCAGAAGUGCUUGUGUGCGUGUGUAAUUUCUCUGGCCUGUGUGUGUUUUCCAGCGGUGCCUGCUAACAUCUCUGAGCUGAAGAACCUGGAGGUUCUAAACAUGUUCAACAACCAGAUUGAUGAGCUGCCUACUCAGAUCAGCAGCCUUCAGAAGCUGAAACACCUCAACCUCGGAAUGAACCGUAUGAGCAGCUUACCCAGAGGAUUUGGUUCCCUGCCAUCUCUGGAAGUGUUGGACCUCACCUACAACAACCUGAACCAGAACUCUCUGCCUGGAAACUUUUUUUACCUCACCACUCUUCGUGCUCUCUACCUGAGUGACAACGACUUUGAGCUCCUGCCCGCUGACAUCGGGAAGCUGACCAAGUUGCAGAUACUGAGUCUGAGAGAUAAUGAUCUGAUCUCGCUGCCUAAGGAGAUUGGGGAGUUGGCUCAACUCAAAGAGCUUCACAUCCAGGGCAACAGACUGACCGUCCUGCCGCCUGAACUUGGUAAUCUGGAUCUGACUGGUCCUAAGCAGGUGUUUAAAGCGGAGAACAAUCCCUGGGUCACUCCCAUCGCAGACCAGUUCCAGCUGGGCGUCUCCCAUGUUUUUGAAUAUGUUCGCUCAGAGACCUAUAAGUAUCUCUAUGGCAGACACAUGCAGGCCAACCCAGAACCUCCGAAGAAGAGCAAUGAUAAGAGCAAGAAGAUCAGCCGCAAACCACUGGCCGCCAAGAACAAGUGAACAGAAGCCUGAGGCCGGAGAGGACGCUCGCUGCCAGCAAACUCACUGCAUGUGCCUCUUUCCCUCUGUCUUUUUUUUAUUGUAUUACGUUUCUAAAGGCAUGGUGUUAAACAUUGUUUGGACUAAGUGAACUAUGGACUAAGUCCAGAUGAAUGUGUGUGUUUUAGCUGACAGUGCCUGAACAGAGGUAACUAUUGGUAACACCUGCACAACAUCCAUAUCAGUGGUCACUUAUCAGUAUUUAAUAUAAUGUCAUCCUGAGAAACUAAAACCCGGGCGUUGUGUAUGCUGGUGGCCUUAGAAGACAUCAGUAUGAAGUGAAACUGAACACAAGGGUCCAGCUUUCUCUGGAAAGAGUUAAGAUAGACAGCGUCUCACGGCUCUGUUGCUGCCCCACUUUGCCAUUUAAUGAUAAUUCAGCCUCUGAAAGUAUCCAGCCCCCCAGACUAACCCCGGAAGUUCACGCGAUGCAGCUGUGUCACAUUCCCCUCAGCAGCAUCAUCUUUAUAAUAUUGUGUAAUAUGGAGUUAUUUUUUAUCAAACAUGCUAAAAAGACAUUUGCAGCUCAUCUAGAUGUGGUAUCAGAUACUUUUCUCUCUCCCACUGACCUCUGACAGCUGACUCGCUGCACCUUCACUUCCACGUUCUCUUUACUAAUCAAAGUUUUACCAAGUGUCCAUCACAUUUCAGCCUGUAGCAAAAAGGAAUGAAUGUAAUCAUUUUUUAAUCAUCGUGCUUUUAUUACAGUCUCUCUGUAUUUAACGUUUCAAAUAAAACAAUCACUUGUC
Micropterus dolomieu (smallmouth bass) is the source of this 1541-nucleotide messenger RNA. It is a transcript of the gene rsu1, whose product is annotated as Ras suppressor protein 1. The transcript is spliced from 6 exons. Lineage: Eukaryota; Metazoa; Chordata; Actinopteri; Centrarchiformes; Centrarchidae. The record is from RefSeq and is a predicted model, not a curated record. Bases 16 to 753 code for a protein of 245 amino acids. Gene Ontology annotation, molecular function: protein binding.